Brassicogethes aeneus is the source of this 1867-nucleotide messenger RNA. The record is from the annotation of a GenBank genome assembly. Lineage: Eukaryota; Metazoa; Arthropoda; Insecta; Coleoptera; Nitidulidae.
GUAACGGUUUUUGCUCUCUGCAUUCCAUCAUUUCACCAUAUCUAAUCUAUGGUUCAUUCUUUUUUCGUUUUCUGACUGUUAACGUAAAAAAUACAUGUGAUUUUAAGAAGUGUACUGUGAUUAUUAGGUUAAAAUGGCUCAAUUUAAAUUCUGGAACGACGUAAACAGUCUUUUGAACGUUGAUGGACCGUUAACAAAAGGCCCAGCACCAAGAUGGGAAAGAAAAAAAGGCAGUUGUGCCUCUUCAAACUCGAGUAUGAAAUCAAUAUCUUCAUCUAUGGCAAACUCGUCGACUAGAACGCCUUCAAAGCACUCUGAAGGCUCUAAAACCCCCUCAAAAACGCCAAGAAUGAAAUCCAAAACUCCAACACCAAGCAAGUCAAAAACACCAACAGCUGAUCGAUUUAUUCCUUUAAGAAGCGCAUGUAACUUUGAACUGGCUCACUACAAACUUAAUCAGGAUGAAAACUUAUCUGACAGCCCCACGCAAAGAGAAUUGCAGAAAGUUAUGUGCGAUAAUUUGCACGGCGGCGACAUCAGCAAACAAAAGAUUUUGUCAUAUCAAAAAAAGGCGCCUUCCGCACCUGAAGGCUUUCAGAAUCCGAUGAGGGUUAUUUAUACUCAAUCAAAAACCCCAGCAUCUGUUAAAAAUUCAACAAGGUAUAUUCCACAAGCCCCUGACAGAAUCUUGGAUGCACCUGACAUUGUUGAUGAUUAUUAUUUGAAUUUGGUUGAUUGGAAUAGUAAUAAUAUUUUAGCUGCUGCUUUGGGUGCCCAUGUCUAUCUAUGGGAUGCAGGUACUGGAAACAUUGAACAACUCUUGGAGCUGGAAGGAGGAAACGAUUACAUUUGCUCUUUGGCAUGGAUACAAGAUGGAGAUACUUUGGCUAUAGGCACCACAACUGGAACGGUGGAAUUAUGGAACACGACAAUAAGAAAAAGGCUUCGCGUUAUGGAAGGCCACUCGGCCCGCGUCGGGUCUCUAUCGUGGAACUCGUACGUUUGUUCGAGCGGCUGUCGAAGCGGCCAAAUCAUCCACCACGACGUUAGACAAAGAGAUCACGUGAUUUCCACUUUAUCUGGUCACAAUCAGGAGGUGUGCGGCUUGAAAUGGUCUACCGAUGGAAAAUAUUUAGCCAGCGGCGGAAACGAUAACGUUUUGAACAUAUGGCAGGCCCAACAGGCAAAUCCCAUCUCGGAAAGUCAAGCUCUAUACUCUUUUACCGCACAUCAAGCAGCCGUGAAGGCUCUGGCCUGGUGUCCAUGGCAACCACAUAUCCUCGCGAGUGGUGGGGGUACCGCCGAUCGCCAUAUUCGUUUCUGGAAUUGCUACAAUGGCAUCCCCUUGAACGCCAUAGACACCAAAUCGCAAGUAUGCUCGCUUUUGUGGUCCACAAACUACAAAGAGAUCAUUUCCGGACACGGUUUCGCUAAUAACGAGCUGAUUAUCUGGAAAUACCCCAACAUGAAUAAGGUGGCUGAGCUUACCGGCCACACCGCCAGAGUUUUGCACUUGGCCAUGUCGCCAGAUGGCACCACCGUUCUUUCAGCAGGCGCUGACGAGACUUUGAGGUUAUGGAAGUGCUUUACUAAGACGAUUGUAAAAGCAAAGGAAGUGACUAAGCGCGCCCAACCCAGCGCGCUUAAACAAUGUAUUAGAUAAUUAUGUAGGUUUUAAUGUUUAUGUUUAGAUUAUUUCUCUGUAUCAAUGACAAUUAUAUUUAAUAAAUAAUUAUUUUUAACACUUCAAUAAUUGAAACAGGGCUACAAUGACUGAUAUAAGAAUUUGACUAGGUUUAAGGCACCAUCAUUAUACAUUUUAAUUUUACUCUAACCUGUUUAAUUUUAAUAAAUAUUUUUUAUAAAA